Molecule: messenger RNA, 1782 nt
Organism: Symbiodinium necroappetens
Lineage: Eukaryota; Dinophyceae; Suessiales; Symbiodiniaceae
Source: the annotation of a GenBank genome assembly
AUGACCGGGUGUUUCCCGUGCGCUGCGGUGAAUGAGCUGCUGAAGACCAUCAGAGCUGCCUGGCCCAUGCUCUCCAGAGCGAUUCGAAGUGGGCAGGUUCUUUCUCCCCAGUGUCAGUUGGAGACGGCAGGCCCAGACGUUCAAUGUGACUAUGAUGUGGCCGUUCCUAUGAAGGAAGGCUACUCACUCACAGCGAAUGUGUUUCGUUCCAGGGCAAGAAUGCAAGCCAGUUCCCCAGAUCCAGUGAUCAUGUGCGCGCACAUCUAUGAUAAUCACAUUACACCAGCGCUCAAACGAACGCCACUCGGUGGUCCGCCACAACAGUACAGACUGAUUCCACAAGGCGUCCCCUAUCCGACGUUUUCUGAGUUGACGAGUUGGGAGUCUCCCGACCCGAACUUCUGGGUCUCCGCCGGCUACACGCUGGUGAACUUGAAUCUCCCCGGCUACGCCAACAGCGGGGGUGCAGCGCGAAUCAUUUCGACGAAGCAGGGCCGUGACUAUCGCGAGGCAAUCGAAUGGGUCGGCCAGCAAGAUUGGUGCACAGGCUCCGUGGGUCUGCUUGGUGUCAGUUACCUGGCGAUCAGCCAGUACUUUGCAGCCGUGGAAGGCUCCGCGAAGGAAGGCUCCGCUCUGAAAUGUAUGGUGCCCUGGGAAGGCCUGACGGAUAUGUACCGUGAUGUGGCAUGCCCAGGAGGAGUGAACGGGACAGGCUUCCUGAACUUCUGGUGGAAUACCGAGGUAAAGGAGGCUCUGAAUCAAAGCGUGGCGGAGUUCAUUGCAAACGAAGGCGGCAUACCCCCGGAGUUGAUAAGCAAGCACCCAUUGAUGGAUCAGUAUUGGGCGGACAAGGCGGUGGAGCUUGAGAGGAUUGAUAUACCGAUGCUUGUAUGCGGGUCUUUUUCAGAUCACGAGCUGCAUACACGAGGCUCUCACCGGGCUUUCAGUCGAGUGAGCUCAGAAAAGAAGUGGCUUUACACCCACAGAGGUGGGAAGUGGUCUGAGUUUUACUCCCCGUCUGUGCAGGAGCUUGUGAGGGACUUCAUGGACCAUUUUCUGAAGGGUCAAUCGAACCGCUUUGAAUCCUUACCACCAGUGCGCCUCGAGAUCCGGAGUAGCCGUGAAGAGGUGCGCGAUGUCAGGUGGGAGCAUGAGUGGCCUUUGGCCAGGACUGACUACAAGUUGUUGCACUUGAGCGAGCAGGGUCUCGCCCCUGAGGCACCGGCCGAGUCUGAGCACUGCUAUGACGGUCAGCACGGCCGGGCAGAGUUCAAAUAUACCUUCACUCAGGACACCGAAGUGAGCGGUUUCAUGAACUUGCGUCUAUGGGUCGAGGCACGCCCAUCUUCCACACACCCCGCCUGUCCGGAUGACAUCAUACUCUGUGUGGUCGUAGACAAACUCGACAGUGACGGCCAGCAGGUGCGGUUCAACGGAACUGUUGGCAUCCAGGAUGAUGUGGUCAGUCGAGGCUAUCUGCGGGUCUCGCGCCGGGAAAUCGAUGCCAGCAUCUCGACGGACUGGUGGAAGGAACCGAAAGGCAGCGUAGUUCAGCCCCUCGAGAGUGGACAGGUUGUGCCGAUUGAGAUCACACUGUGCCCGACGGCGACUUUCUUUUGUGCCGGUGAGGGCAUGCGCCUGGUGGUUUCAUCCUUCGAGACCUGCCCAUCGCCCAUCUUCACAAAGGAUCUCACCAGCAACAAUGGGCUCCACGUACUCCAUAUGGGGGGGCGCUUCGACUCAACUCUCAGCGUCCCUGUCAUUCCCAUCAAAGAAGCUUGA